GGAGCCAACCCACUCUUCUUCCUCCCUCCUGGGCUCCAAACCAACCAGGAGAGGAGGUUUAUUCCGCCUCGUUUUUGUUUUUUCCAACGGACCCUCUGCAAAAUCCAGGGCCGAAGGCAGGAACUCGAGGACAGGGGAGCAGGAUUGACCCUCAGACGUCCAGGAUCUCUCUUCUUUGGGGUCGGGUGGAAGGGGGGGGUCUCCACAGCCCUCCCCACCACCAGCAUGCAGAGAGCGGUGGCUUUUCCUGCGCUGUGUCUGCUCCUGAAUCUCCACGCUGCAGGGUCCUUUUCAGGAGACAAUGACCGCUUCUUGCCCAUCCAUCAGAGGAAGAGUGGGAAACCUAUAUUUAUCCAUCGCCACGUGCAAGGUAUUGAGAAAAGCUUGGACACUAACCACCAGAAGACUUAUAAACACAAUGUCCGCUCCCUCUUUCAUUCAAAAGUAAGCAAUCUCCAGCCGGGGAUAAUAGAGAAAUCCACAUUCCCUAGAUCCGCGUACGAUCCGUCUCUCAACUUGUUAGCUAUGACCGGUCAAGAUCUAGAAGUGGAGAAUCUUCCCGUCCCAGCAGUUAAUUUGAUUGUUGUGACGCUGCAAAUGGACGUCAACAAGCUGAAUAGAACCUUACUGCAGCUAUUUCGCCGGGGGGUGGCUUCUUCCCUAGGCAUCCAACCUCAGCAGGUUCACAUCAACCGCCUCAUCGGGAAGAAGAAUAGUGUCGAGCUCUUUGUGUCUCCAGCAAACAGAAAAGCGGGAACUUUUGAAGCCCUGCCAUCCGAAGAGGUGUUGCAAUCUCUUGACAUUAAUGUUUUGCAUCAGAGUCUAUCUCAGUUUGGAAUUACAGACAUCUCCCCUGAGACAAAUGUCUUACAAGGGCAGCAUGAAGCGGAUAAAAUCUGGAGCAAAGAAGGAUUUUAUGCCGUUGUCAUAUUCUUCAGCAUCUUUGUUAUUAUAGUUACAUGCUUGAUGGUCCUUUACAGGUUGAAGGAAAAAUUUCGCUUUUCGCUGAGACGGGCGAAGGAGAAAAACCAAGAGAUCCACCUUUCCCCCAUCCCGUUACAGGCAACUCAGACCGAGACAAAGACAGUGAACGCUAUGGUCCAGCCGCGGCUCGCCCCUAAAGCGGUGAACACCACAGUGGACCCUCCAAACCGAGGCACCGCUGACAUCAAAGCUUCUAUAUCUGCCGGGCCUUCUCCUUUCAAAAUGAAACCGGUGGGACUUCAAGAGAGGCGUGGGUCCAACGUAUCUCUCACUCUGGACAUGAGCGGUUUGGGGAGUGUCGAUCCUUUCGCGGCUGUGCCUAUCCCACGGGAGAAGGUUUCCUUGGAAUACCUGCAGACGGCGAGUCGUGUUCUCACCAAAUCCCAGCUGCAGGACACAGUGGCCACUUCUCACGUACUCCAGACCGAAUUCAUGGAAAUACCAAUGAACUUUGUGGAUCCCAAAGAAAUUGACAUCCCACGUCAUGGAACUAAAAAUCGCUACAAAACCAUAUUGCCAAAUCCGCUCAGCAGAGUGUGUCUGAAGCCAAAAAACGCCACUGACGCGUUGAGCACCUACAUUAAUGCUAAUUACAUCCGGGGUUACGGUGGUAAGGAGAGAGCUUUCAUUGCUACCCAGGGACCGAUGAUCACCACCGUGAACGACUUCUGGCAGAUGAUCUGGCAGGAAGACAGCCCCGUCAUCGUCAUGAUCACCAAGCUGAAAGAAAAAAAUGAGAAAUGUGUACUCUACUGGCCUGAGAAGAGAGGAAUCUAUGGAAAAGUUGAAGUUUUGGUUAUCGGUGUGAAAGAAUGUGAUAACUACACAGUCCGUGACCUUACCCUAAAGCAAGGGAGCCAAUCCCAAAAUGUGAAGCAUUAUUGGUACACGUCCUGGCCGGACCACAAGACCCCGGACAGCGCUCAGCCUCUUCUGCAGCUCAUGCUGGACGUGGAGAUGGACAGAAUGGCCUCCGCUGGAAGGGGGCCGAUUGUUGUACACUGCAGCGCUGGAAUAGGAAGAACUGGGUGUUUCAUUGCUACGUGCAUCGGUUGUCAACAAUUGAAGGAAGAAGGAGUAGUAGACAUAUUAAGCAUUGUUUGUCAGCUACGGGUAGACAGAGGCGGAAUGGUUCAGACGAGUGAACAGUACGAGUUUGUUCACCACGCGCUGAGUCUGUAUGAGAGCAGACACUCUGCGGAAGCCAUCCAGUGAAAUGCCGAAGGGGAAAAAAAAAAGUCCUUCUCUUGAGGUAAUGUGUUUUAUUACCUAUGAGCAGCUUCUUCAAGGAACAUCCGGGUAAGGAAAGGCAAGCUCUGAAGACCACCUGAGUUAGUGAGGAGAAAAGAAGCUUGGGGAAACUAGGGGAAGACUGCCAGAUUGUUUUGUAUUUGAAUGUAUCGUAAGUUCCCAAAAAUAAUUUUAAAGAAGGGUCUGCGUUGAUGGUGCAAUGAUUUCUCGUCCAUCUUAAAGGUGGAUGUUUCUCUUUUAAUAACUUUCUGCCACCCCGAGUGCACGUCUGUAAUAUAGCCGCACCGGGGCAGAGGGUGAGCUGUCCGCUGGAGAAGUGAUUCCUGAGUGUUUAGAUGCUUUAACAUUUGCGAAAUCUGUCUUGUGAAUGGAUUGUCAGCUGUUAACCUGUACCUGUUUUGAAGUGCUAUCACCUGUGAUGUGGUGAGCUCUGUUUCAGACCACCAGAAUCUCGCUGCUAAAGUCUCAAGUGAUUGACGACGGAAUUUAAUAAGGAAAGCCGUUUGUUUUUUGACUAAAAGCAAAAGCAGUAAAAACCUUUAUAUGGAACUAUGUUCAUAUCUAUUAACGUGCAUUUACGGUAGCUCCUAUAAAGCAGUGACAAAAAGCACAAUGUCUGUUAUUUGGCAUAUAUGUAUUUUACUCUAUACUAUCACCUUAUACGUUGCUUCCGCCCCAGAGCUAAAUCCCGUAUAACUGUAAAUGGUGUGAGUCAUUUUACUUUCAAAAACUUUGGAGCCUAUAAUGCUACCAAGCAUUUUAUCCACUCGUCUGUCUUUUGCUGAGGGAAUUUUUAAACGCGUGUGUUGUCGACUGACGUCUCUCUCCCCCGAAAGAGCUGAAUGCACUGGGAUAAGAAGUAGACCAACUCCCAUUCAAAGGUUCUUCGAGACGAUGCUGCUAUGAGUUUCUGUAUUGAUUACAUUUCUGUAAAGAGUUCACGUCUUUGAAGUUGGUGUAACAAUAUUUGGUAAACACUAUCUGCUCACAGAGUAUGUUGAGUUUUUAAUGCAGUGUUGUUGACUUUGCUUCAUACUGCCAAUAAACUACAGUUGAUACUAAA
This is a messenger RNA of Ornithorhynchus anatinus (platypus), 3298 nucleotides long. It is a transcript of the gene PTPRR, whose product is annotated as protein tyrosine phosphatase receptor type R. Gene Ontology annotation, biological process: protein dephosphorylation. Bases 226 to 2199 code for a protein of 657 amino acids. Lineage: Eukaryota; Metazoa; Chordata; Mammalia; Monotremata; Ornithorhynchidae. Gene Ontology annotation, molecular function: protein tyrosine phosphatase activity. The record is from RefSeq and is a predicted model, not a curated record. The transcript has 14 exons.